This is a messenger RNA of Prunus mume (Japanese apricot), 3025 nucleotides long. RefSeq names its product putative serine/threonine-protein kinase SIS8. Gene Ontology annotation, molecular function: protein kinase activity; ATP binding. NCBI's taxonomy places the organism in Eukaryota, Viridiplantae, Streptophyta, Magnoliopsida, Rosales, Rosaceae. Gene Ontology annotation, cellular component: cytoplasm. The record is from RefSeq and is a predicted model, not a curated record. Gene Ontology annotation, biological process: protein phosphorylation; signal transduction.
CGCUCUCGUUCAUUUCUUCCUCGUUUGCAUCACGCACUCGUACUCUCUCUCUCUCUUUCUCUCUCUCUCUAUAUAUAGCGCGGAGAGGUUUCUCUACCAUAUUUCAUCUCUCUCACAUCACUCUCUGUCGUCCUCUCUCUCUAUGUGUACGUAUUUGUAUACGUCUAUAUAGAUACACAAAUUUGGUUGUUUCUCUCUGGGAAUCUGCGAGGGUUUGACGUAGGGGAUGAGGCUUUAGAUGAGGAAGAAUUGAGAUUCAAAUGUUAUUGCAACAAAAAGGGGAUUGGAAUUCAAAUGCUUGGAUCUGCUGGUGGUCUUAUGGCCUCCAGCCUGAAGAAAUCGGUGGAAUUGUGUUUUGUAAGGAAUGCUGUUAGGUUGAAGACAUCUUUUAUGGGGUAAGAAGUGGGGGAGAAAUGGUUUUGAAUUUCAGAUAUUUAAAUACAUGGAGGAGACACGAGAUGAUGCAGGGCCAGCAGAGCAAGGGCCUCCAAAUGCUUCAUGGUGGCCUUCAGAUUUCGUGGACAAAUUUGGAUCUGUUUCUUUGGGUUCCCAUGAAGAAACCUUGAGUAAUACUGAAUCACCUAGAAGUCCGUACCAAGAUGUGUUGUCAUCUCAGACAGCAUCACAAGUUCUAUGGCAAACUGGAAUGCUUUUAGAACCGAUUCCCAAUGGUUUCUAUUCUGUCAUUCCGGAUAAAAGGCUCAAGGAGAUCUUUGAUGAUAUUCCUACUCUUGAUGAACUUCAUACAAUUGAGGCAGAGGGUGUGAAAGCUGAUGUCAUUCUUGUAGAUACUUCAAAAGACAAAAAGUUGUCCAUGCUGAAGCAACUGAUUGUGGCACUAGUGAAAGGAUUGAACUCCAAUCCAGCUGCAAUGAUAAAAAAGAUUGCUGGACUGGUUUCAGAUUUUUAUAAGCGGCCACCUGUGGAAAGUCCAGCAAAAGCUGCACUAGAAGAAACCUCCCACAUGUUUGAUAAUCGAGGAGUCCAACUUUUGGGGCAAAUAAAGCAUGGUUCAUGCCGUCCUAGAGCAAUCCUGUUCAAAGUUCUAGCAGAUACCGUAGGUCUUGAAAGUAGGCUAGUGGUGGGUCUUUCUAUUGAUGGGGCUGUUGAGUGUGUAGAUUCAUAUAAGCAUAUGUCUGUGAUAGUUGUGUUGAACUCUGUUGAACUAUUGGUCGACCUAAUGCGGAUCCCCGGCAAGCUGUUACCCCGAUCAACCAAGGCAAUCUUUAUGACCCAUAUUUCUGCUGCAGGGGAGAGUGAUUCUGCAGAAAAUGAUUCCUGUGAUUCACCACUAGAACCAAACAGUCCCCUAUAUGGAUUUUCAGAGAGAAUGGAUCCUGACAGUGCUGAAAGAGAUGAGAGCCUUCAGUUCCGAGGGAGAUUUGAUGUGCCCUCAAAUGUACAAGGUCCUUCAUUGCGAAAUAUGAUGUUGCGACCUAUCACUUCCAUUGAAAGAAAACUGAGUUUAUCACAUAGUGAACCCAACAUUGCAACUUCAUUUUGGCGCCGUAGUCGAAGAAAGGCCAUUGCUGAACAGCGGACUGCUAGUUCAAGUCCAGAGCAUCCUUCAUUUCGAGCACGUGGCCGGUCCAUGCUCAGUGGUGAUAGGAAAUCUUUUAGAGAUUAUGCUGAUGACAUGCCUACCUCAAGCUACAGGUCAGAUGGUACAUCAACAUCAGAAGCUCGUAGAUUAAGAAGAAGAAGCAUUAGUAUUACUCCAGAGAUUGGUGAUGAUAUCGUAAGGGCUGUACGAGCAAUGAAUGAAACAUUGAAGCAAAAUCGUCUUUUGAGAGAGCAGGGUGAUGAUGACAGAAACAUUACUUCUGGUCUUCAGAAAAAUGACCAAAUCAGUUCUCAAAAAGCAAUAUCGUUACCUUCAUCACCACAUCAAUAUAGGAGUCAAACGUCUGAGAGAAUUGGACCUUCUGAAUUCACGAGAAAUGAUGAAUUGGUCUUAACAUGGAACAGAAUUCUUGAGUCCGCCACGUCUGGUAAUAAACCUCUAUUGCCUUAUCAGGAAUGGAAUAUUGAUUUCUCAGAAUUGACUGUUGGAACUCGUGUUGGAAUUGGGUUCUUUGGAGAAGUCUUUCGAGGUGUUUGGAAUGGAACAGAUGUUGCAAUAAAGGUUUUCUUAGAGCAAGAUCUAACUACUGAAAACAUGGAAGACUUCUGCAAUGAGAUAUCCAUUCUUAGCCGUCUUCGGCAUCCAAAUGUUAUUUUAUUUCUAGGUGCAUGCACAAAGCCUCCACACUUAUCAAUGGUUACAGAAUACAUGGAGAUGGGAUCCUUGUAUUAUUUGAUUCAUUUAAGUGGCCAGAAGAAGAAGCUUACCUGGCGAAGGAGACUGAAAAUGUUGCGUGACAUAUGCAGGGGGUUGAUGUGCAUGCACCGGAUGAAGAUAGUUCACCGCGAUUUAAAAAGUGCGAACUGUCUCGUGAAUAAACAUUGGACUGUCAAGAUCUGUGAUUUUGGGCUCUCAAGAAUAAUGAACGAGACAAACAUGAAGGACUCCUCCUCUGCUGGAACUCCAGAAUGGAUGGCACCUGAACUUAUUCGAAAUGAACCCUUCACCGAAAAAUGUGAUAUUUUCAGCCUUGGGGUGAUAAUGUGGGAGCUCUGCACUCUAAAUAGACCGUGGGAAGGUGUUCCACCGGAGAGGGUAGUUUAUGCUGUUGCCAAUGAGGGUUCCCGAUUGGAAAUUCCGGAUGGUCCACUGGGCAGGCUUAUUUCGGAUUGUUGGACAGAACCGGAUGAUCGGCCAAGCUGUGAGGAGAUACUCUCCCGCUUGUUAGACUGCGAAUACUCACUUUGCUGAUACAAUCUUUGUUUCUUUUGUAUAGAAAACAUGGUAGAGGUGUUACAUUGUAUUCUCGGCUUAAGGUUGUAUUCUGCUGUCAAUUUCUCAAUCAUUGUAAAAUCAUAAAUUUGGUUUUUUUUCCUUUUUAUGUUCUCCGUUUUGCAUCUUCCUCCAAUGUUGCUGCGACUCAACUUUUUUGUGCAAUCAAAAAACAAAUUAGUUUGUUGA